Blepharisma stoltei is the source of this 1146-nucleotide messenger RNA. The record is from the annotation of a GenBank genome assembly. Lineage: Eukaryota; Ciliophora; Heterotrichea; Heterotrichida; Blepharismidae.
AUGAACAGAUUAAUUAAAUCUGCUUUAAUAUUGCUUUUGCUAGCCAUUCUGAUAGAAUUUCUAAUCUUAAAAAGCCCAGAAGACCCGAGAAGACAAGACAUUUCGUAAGGCUAACUCAGACCACAAGAGAAAAUUAAAAGUGUAAAGGGCAAUAUCUUAGAUGAUGAAGGAAAACUCAUUUAUUCUGGAUUUCUUACAAAGCCAGGCAUCCAAUGGGAUUUCGAUGCUUUGAAAUCAAAGUGGAACAAACGCUACCGAUUCAAAGAAUGGGAAUUCUACGCCAUUCACCACGAAAAUGUAACCAUUUCUUUUGGGAUUGCCAAUUUCCAUUAUGUAGCAAGCGUGUUUUUCACUGUAUACGAAAAAGGUUCAAUUCCCCAAUACCAUCAAAAACUGAUUCUACCUAAUGAGGAACUUACUUUGGCGAAGCAUCCUCUUAAUGGGAAAACAAUAUAUGAAUCGGGUAAUUAUAAAGUGGAUUUUAAAAACCGCGAUAACAAAUUUAAGCACCUCGAACUGAAAUUCGAUGAUAAGCUAGAGCUCUCAUUGGAUGUUUUUAAAAAGACUGAUGAUUCUAUGGCAUCUUUGACUCCUUUUAAUAGUGAUGGGUCAAACUUCUACUACACAUAUAAAGAUUAUAAUAAUUAUAUCAGUGGUAAAGUUACUGCCUUUGGAAAAGUUUAUGAUUUUUCUGAUAGAAUUGGAAUGAUUGACUGGGGAAGAGGAGUCUGGCCUUAUCAUAGCUUUUGGAUUUGGGGAUCUGGCCAAGGGAAAAUAGGUCCAAACUCAGCUAUUGGUUUAAACAUUGGAGAAUUUAUGUUUUCACCAAUUUCCAAGGCCACAGAAGACUGCGUAUUUUUAGAUCGCACUAUGUACAAGCUUGGCAACUUCAUUACUUCGUAUCCAAAAGAUCUUUCGCAACCUUGGGAAUUUAAAACCACAAAUCAACAUCCCACAGAUGAAUAUGGAUCGGCCAGCAUCAUUUUUUAUCCUGAAAUAAAAAGUAUAUUUGCCUCCAACUUUUGGCUGAUCCAGUCUCAUUUCGAUCAAGCAUUCGGGGUAUUCGAAGGGAAUAUCACAACUCGGGACGGAGAAAUUUCAUUCAAGGCUCGAGGGCUAGUAGAGGUCCAUCAUACUAGAUGGUAA